Molecule: messenger RNA, 1984 nt
Organism: Lucilia sericata (common green bottle fly)
Lineage: Eukaryota; Metazoa; Arthropoda; Insecta; Diptera; Calliphoridae
Gene: Acsf3
Product: malonate--CoA ligase ACSF3, mitochondrial
Exons: 3
Coding region: 204-1595 (463 amino acids)
Biological process (GO): fatty acid metabolic process
Molecular function (GO): medium-chain fatty acid-CoA ligase activity
Source: RefSeq, a predicted model, not a curated record
ACUAUUUUAAGCAGUAAUAGUUACGGAGAAUAACUUUUAUUCUAAUUAUCCUCCUCUUCUUUGGUAAUUAUAAUAAUUUUCUAUUCAUCGAAAAAUAAAAUACGUAAAAAAGCAUUUGAUUUAAUUUAUUAAAAAAAACUACUGUAUCUUGCACGUAAUACGAAUAUCUAAUAAUUUUUUAUACGUCAAUCGUUUACAAAAUAAUGAAAAAUUAUCGUCAGUUGCAACAAAUUUUAUUUGGACAUCGUAAUCUAAGGCGAUUAUUUUGUGCGAAAGUCAUAAAAUCGUCAACGUUACAAGAUGAAUGUAAGGAUUGUACAGAGAAACUAAAUCAAAUAGUUCCGUUAUUUAAAAAGGGCUUAAUGUUUGCCGAUAAAGUUUGUAUAACGGAUUUUAAUGGUCAAUACACUUAUAUGCAAUUAUAUGCUAACUCGAAAAGACUAUCUAGGCAAAUUUCCAACAUAUGUGGUAGUGGCUCCGGUUCAUCCAUAGCUUUCUUUUAUUCUAAUGAUGUAUUGACGGUGCUAAUUUUAUGGGCGAUAUGGAUGUCAGGACAAACAGCUAUGGCUCUGAAGCGUGAUCUUGGAGAAAAUUUACUUGUCAGUUUAUUUAAAACAAAUAAAACAAGGCUUAUUAUAUCUUCGGAUAAAUAUGAAAAUUGUAGUUGUAAAAUAGCUUGUGACAAUAGCAUUCCAUUGAUAAAAAUAGACCACAAGUUUCUUCAAACUGAUCAAGAAAACCAAGAGAAUAGUAAAAUUUUGGCUACUCGGAAGAAGGCAUUUUUCGAAGGAGUUCUAUUUAAUGAUUUUUAUAAUAACUCGGCUGCACUGUGUAUCUACACCGAUAAAAGUGAAGAAACCACCAGAAUUACAUUGCUGUCUCAUAAACAUUUAAACGCUCAAAUAAGAAAGGCAGUACAAGCACUGAAUAUAUCUGGUAACGAAAGAAUACUUUAUAUUUGCCCAUCGUCUCAUAGCUCCUAUGUUGGAUACAUAUUUAAUAUGUUGUUUCCGUUAAGUGUGGGGAGUCAUGUUUUUAUAUUAGAACCAUUCGAUGCCAAGUCUGCUUGGAGCACUAUCUUAGGCCUAAAUAUACCUUUAAAGGAGCGUGUCGACAUAAUGAUUGCCGAACCAGAAGUUUAUCAACUUUUGAUACAAGAAUAUAAUAACAUGUUUACAGGAGACCAUCAAAUGAUAGAAUAUAUAAAGGAUUACUGUCAACGCAAUAUUCGUCUAAUGAUGUCGUGCUUAAUGUCUUUAAAUUCUUCAAUAUUUUCUACUUGGCUUGAGAUCACAGGACAUUCGCUACUAGAAUGUGAUUUCCUAAAUGAUUAUUUAAACUCAAGAACAAGUAAGGAUUAUCCUGACACUAUCUCCAAAAAUCAUUUUAGAAGGCUGCGUAUAGUCGAUGCGAAUGACAAUGUUUUGUUGGAACUAGAUGACUUCCAAAGAUUCCGAACAUCACAUACACCAAUAAUCGGACGCCUUUUGAUAGCAAAAGCUUCAAAUGAAACUUUCCACUACACUGGUGAAAUAGUCGCCUACUGCAAUGGUGUUUUUAUGAAAGUUGGUCGUUAUCAUUAUCGUUCAAACUGAUUGAUUUUUGCAAUCAAGUGCACUUUAAUAAAUGUAUUUGUUUGCUUUUUCUGAUUAUAAAAAUGACUAAUUGUCUGAUAAUAGGGCAAAGAAAGAAAAACAAAAAAGAAAAUGACUCACGAUUGAAUGAGUCACUGAAUAACAAACUUUCUCACAUAUUCGUAUUUAUCUCUUUUGGGGAGAGAACCAUCCAAAUUUUAGAAAAAUAAAAAAAUAAAUUUUACAAUUUGUAAAGGGGUAAUUUUUAGUGUUUUUUUGUUUAAUUUUUAUUAUUAUUUAUAAAAAGCUGAAAUUCAAUGUUUCAUUAUUUCUGCUUCAAAAUACAAAUAUUGUGUUGUGGUUGAUGUAAUUUUAUUGGAUUGGGUGGUAGAGUGGUGUUAAUAAAAAAA